GCGCGCCUUUUAACGCAUCUGACAGUUGGCUCUUCGACUCAGCUGCAGUCGGGUUACCGGAUCAAUCUGAGGCACUCCCUGCUUUCCUAGUUACGCCGAGGCUUCAGAUCCUUUGACAGAUUUUAACAUCACGUGACAUAGAAGUUGCCACAGAAAGAUCGCGAAGUGUACCUGCGGUCUUCGACUUGGGUUUAUAAGAAACAUCGAAGUCUUCUGCUGCUUAGUCAGGCGCCCAUAAAGCCGGCCAACACUAAUCUCAUAGCUUCAGUUACUCGCCGGACGAUCUCCACUACAGCUGCUGAUAUACUCAUCACUUGCAUAUGCGAGAGAACGAAAAGUGAGAUCUGGAACAUCAGCACCGUUUUGGUGUGCCGUAUUUGAUUGUGAGAGAGCAUAUCCAGAAUGAACAAGCUGUGUCGGCAAGUGAGCAUCGAGAGCCCGGGGCCGAGUAUUAAGGACUGCGUCUUCAGCUUCGAAGUUCCCGUCCCCGAUGUGCCGCCUAUGGGUGCGCGAAUCAGGGUAGUGUGCGCCGGAGCCUGCUACCGGCGGCGCUCGCCGUCCGUGUCCUCGAUGUCGUCGGUGUCGUCGCAGGAGUCGACAUCGCAGGAGCCGACGCAGAGCCCGGCGCACUACGGCGUGCGCGACGGCGCGCUCUUCCCGGGCUACGAGGUGGCCGGGAUCGUCGAGUCGCUGGGCGAGCGCGCGGACCCCGCCACAGCCGGCCCCGGGGGGCUCUCCGUCGGAGACCACGUCGUGCUCUACCCCUACGAGGGCGUUCCCAACGGAUAUGCUGAGUACAUUACUGUGCCUGAGCUGAAAUAUUUGGUGAAGAUUCCUGAGAGCAUACCAUUAAGUGUCGCUGCAAUGCUUCCUACAGGAGCACUUUUAGCAAUGAAUACUGUGACAUCAGCACACCAGUAUGUUGAAAGUAUAUUGCAGAAACGCGAUGAAAAUGGAAAGUGCAAGAUUCUCAUUGUGGGAACGGGAGGACUUGCCUUGUGGGCAAUGCGUAUUGCAUCGUAUAAGUACAGUAGCACAAAGGACAGAGUUCAACUAACAGUUGCUUCUCUCAAGGAUGAAGGCUUUGUUUUGGCAAAGGAACGUGAAAGGGUUAAUGUUGUGCAGUGGAAUGAAGACCUUUAUGAAAAGCAGUUAAUUGAACGUACAAAGGAUGCUUGUGAAGGAGAGGUUGAUAUUGUGAUUGACUUUGGAACAACAUCCAGAAGUCUUCAUCGAUCAUUACAGUGCCUUGCAAAGGGUGGUGUUGUGUUCAUUAGUGCUGAAGUGGCAAGCAAGUUGCUGCCUAAAUUUAGCCGAAAAGCAGAAGAAAACCAACAUACCAUCAAGGCUGUUGACACAGGUUCAAUUGAGCAACUCCAGGAACUUGUAAGAUUAGUAGCUUGUGGAGAGAUUGAGCCUCCGCCACACACAGUCUUCCCUGCAGAAGAGGCCUGUGAAGUUAUCAAGAAGCUGUGUCAUGCUGAAAUACAAGGUCGAGCAAUAUUGCAGUUUCAUUCCAGGGAUUAAGUAGUCCCAGCUUCAAGAUCUGAUUUACUGGGCUUUUUCCUUCCCAACACAAUAUAUGAUCAGUGUAUGUAGAGCUUUGUCAUCAUUCAUAGUUGAAAAAAUGUAGUAGUAUGCUGCACAGUCUGGUUGUAACUCUUGUGAUUUCACAGAAAAUGUAUUACAAAAGUGAGAAAAACCAAAAAACUAAAAUUUUCAUUCAUUUGAAGAAUAUGUGACAAGAAAGUAAAAAUCUCAAUUGUCCAUCCAGUGUGUGGUGUAUGAAUAAAAAUGUAGGUCCUCCACUACUUUAGGAGUGAAUGUUAGGGUAAUGUCUACAAAUUCUCAUAAAUUUUAUUGUGCUGUAUAACAUUAAAAAAUAUGUUACUCACUGUCAGCAUUGUAAGUUUAAUAAUAAUAUAUGUAUUAAAUUUUUGUAUUAUUGUGUUUGUAAUGUGAAAUUAGUGUAGUAUGAGCUGUGAAAAUAUUUGUAAAUAGCACUCAUUAUUAUUUCAUUCUCAUUCUGCAAGCAUUAUUACUUCAAAUAUUAUUAUGAUGAAACUGAUACCCACCUGUCUCCUUUUCAAAUAGCUUAUAACACUUUUUAGUAGUCUCAAUAUGAAACAGAAAGACUGACUGAUGCUGUUCAGCAUUACAGGUUUUAAAAGGAAACCAAAAGAUCUAACAUAUUUUUGCUUCAGGUAUUUUUUCCAUAUCUAGACAUGUAGUUAUAUUUUUUUUAUAUAACAAUGAAAUGUUCUGUAUGCUUCAUAAUACAUAUAGGUCAGCAAAAGCACAAAUGCUAACAAAAUGUGUCCAAAAACAAGCAAGGAAUUUUUUUACAAAAUCCCUGAAUAAAUUUAAAAUAAUUUUGUUGGGAUUAUUUAAUAUGUUGACAAAAAAGAUAGUUGAUACAAACUACUUGCAGCUGGAAAACAUGAAGGGGAGACCGUAGUCACAAACGAUGCAAUGGAACGUUAAUGUAGUACUAUCAGAAUUUAAUAAAGUGUAUUUAUUAUCUGUUGA
Messenger RNA from Schistocerca gregaria, 2529 nucleotides. RefSeq lists its product as uncharacterized. The transcript is spliced from 11 exons. Lineage: Eukaryota; Metazoa; Arthropoda; Insecta; Orthoptera; Acrididae. The record is from RefSeq and is a predicted model, not a curated record. Bases 403 to 1527 code for a protein of 374 amino acids. Gene Ontology annotation, biological process: alcohol metabolic process. Gene Ontology annotation, molecular function: alcohol dehydrogenase (NADP+) activity.